Messenger RNA from Plasmopara halstedii, 201 nucleotides. RefSeq lists its product as uncharacterized. The record is from RefSeq and is a predicted model, not a curated record. The transcript is spliced from 2 exons. NCBI's taxonomy places the organism in Eukaryota, Oomycota, Peronosporomycetes, Peronosporales, Peronosporaceae. The coding region runs from base 1 to 201 and encodes 66 amino acids.
AUGGAGCAUCCACACCUCUUUUCUGGUGUGUGGAGUUUUCGGGCAAAAUUUGUGUGGGUACAGGCAUCGGAUAGUAGGGUCAGCCCCAAAAUUCAAAAAAUGUAUGCUUCGUCACCGCGUGGGCUUAUUAAACAACACCGUGAAAUGUGUCCACCGCGCAAAAGCGUGGCGAGAAAAUUUGCCCUCUCACCGAUAAAAUGA